AUGCCAGAUAGCAGCACAAUAUCUAUUAAAGUAUUUCUCUCUUUUUUUCAGAUGGAAGCCCUAGUCCGAGAAAUGCAAGAUCCCGAACAUGGAGUACCAGUAAGGCAACAAAAGAUGUUUCUCACUUCCAUUCCUUAUGCCUUUAUGGGUUACGAUCUUAUCGAAUGGCUUAUGGAUCGCCUACAAAUCGAAGAAUCCGAAGCGCUGAACAUUGCCAAUCAAUUGUGUUUGCAUGGUUACUUUUUCCCCGUGAACGAUUCCAAAACGUUGUCCGUCAAAGACGACUCUUCUCUGUAUCGCUUUCAGACACCCUACUAUUGGCCGUGGCAACAUAAGGCACCCGAUAAUGUUGAAUAUGCCAUCUAUUUGGUUAAACGUACGCUGCGUAAUAAACAACGCCACGCCUUGGAAGAUUACGAAGUGGAGGCAUUAUCCUCAUUACAUAAAAAUCUCAAAGGAAAAUGGGAAAUUAUCUCGAUGCAAGCUGAGGAACAAGUACGUUUGGCCAAAGAACGCAAGAAGGGUGAAAAAAUUGUAGGUGACUCACAGGAGCGUGCCUAUUGGCGUGUGCAUCGUCCACCACCGGGACAAUUUACACCAUUGGAACCGUGUCCGGUGCCAUCAAGAGAUCGCCAAGGGACGAAGCAGAAUAAAAAGAAAACCCUCGAGGAUAUGCAACGUGAUGUAGAUUAUUUGAAAAAGUCCCUCAAUCGUACACGAAUGAAAAUGUCACAGGCCUGUGAAUCGUUGGUAACCUAUUCGGAGACAUUUUCCGAUUAUGACUUUUUCCUACAACCUGUCUUGCCCUCAAAUCCAUGGGUCACCGAAGAUACCACCUUCUGGCAGCUGAAUAAUACUUUUGUUGAUAUUCCAACGGAAAAACGGGUAAAACGUUGGGCCAUUUCCAUUGAGGAGUUGGUGUCAGAUCCCACGGGUCUGCAGGAGUUCACCACCUUUUUGGAAAAAGAAUACUCUCAUGAAAAUAUACGUUUUUGGAUAGCGGUAAAUCGUUUGCGUAGGUCUGCUCACUCUCAGGUGCCACGUAAAGUCCAGGAGAUAUAUGAGGAAUUCCUCAAACCUGGCGCUCCCUGUGAAAUCAACAUCGACGGCAAGACCAUGGAAAGUGUUCUAAAGGGCCUCAAGAACCCCUCACGUUUCACCUUCGAUGCCGCCUCCGAUCACAUCUACAUGCUGUUGCUAAAGAAGGACUGCUAUCCUCGUUUCAUACGUUCCGAUCACUAUAAGCGUCUGGUAGAGACGGGCAUCCAGCCCUCGCACAAGAAACGUUUCUUCAACUUUGGCGGUGUCAGUGGUGCCAAAAAGAAAAUGACUGCCGCCUUGUCCAGCCAACCGAAUCUGGGUGGCAACACAGAGUCCAGUAGCAAGAGUACAAUGGCUGCCAGUGGUAAUUCGUUUAUAAUGUCCACGGCCCCGCCACCGGGAAGCUUGACUAGGCGACGCGGCAGUGAUCGUAGUCUAAGCGGUUCCGCUCAUGAGCUGGCGGUAAUGGGUGUGAACAAGGAUAGCAGCUCCAAGGUGCCACAUUCUCAUUCGCAGAGUAAUCUAAGUGAGAUACCGUUCAGAGAUACACCCAAAGGGAAAACUGGACGCUUGGAGACCACCGUUGAGGUUGGUGGUGGUAGUAGUGCGGUAUGUCCAUGGGAUGAACCGGAUGAGCCACCGACAACACAAGCGCCCAAACCAAUGCCAGCUGCUGCUGCUGUUGUACCAGCAGCCUCCACAACUCCAGUUCAAUUGUCCGUAUGCCCAUGGGAGCAGGAGGAAGAUGCGACAGUCCCACCCACAACAACAACAGCAGCUGUAGCACAACUACCAGCCAUCAAAACAAGCGCACAAAGAUUAACAAGCACCUCUUCGGAUAAUUCCGAAGUUGCUGAUAGAUUACAACGCAAUCUGGGCAUACGCCAUCAAAAUACUGUCGAUAGCGGUGAGACAUCGGGCAUGAAACGUUUACUACCAAAUUUCACCGAACAACGAAGAGCAUCAGUGUCCUUUACACCGAGCCGCAUUUCAGAAUUUCCUACAGGACGACCGUCCACGGGUGCCAAAAUUUCAACCACACCAUCGCCCACGGUGACACUACAACAGGGUAAUAUUUCUGCUCUCUUUGCACCCAUACAGGGUCCCAACUUUGCCGCCACCGCCGUAGUAACCAAAGAUCCACCUUCAUCCUCGGAUGCUGAAGUGGAAGAGGAAUUGAAUAAGUUAGCGAUAUCGGAACGUAAUAGUGAGUCAUCGGGGUCAGCAGUACUGCCGACACCAAAUCCUACACCCACACCACCACCGCUGACCAAGGUAACACCCCCACCCGUUACUCCGGUCGAUGAACAACCGGCAGCAUUGGUUAGUGCCGAAACCCAGACAUGUCAUGCCGACGACAGUCCUCGAGAAAGUUCUCCCAGUGAUUCGUUGCAUGGCAACGAGCCAGAAGAACGUUCGGGCGGCAAUGAGGCGGAAUUUGAGGCCGAGGUGGAUUCUGAAAUACAAGAGGUACAAAUUGAAUUGAUCGAAUCGUCGGAGGGUUAUGAGAAAUUAUGUGAAAGCCAGGAAUGUUUGGAAAUGUCUCCACCCACAAUACAGGUCGAUGAGGAUGAUGGUGAUGCUGAUGGGGGAGGUGAUGGUGAAAAUAUAUGUCCUCCACAUGGAAGUGGGGAAUGUUUGGCUGGAGAUAUGGAGGUGGUAGAAGAUAACCCCAUUAAACAAAAAACUCCCUCCGGCUCGGCAAAACAAAGUCCUGAAAAAGAAAUUGCCCCUGAAACACAGGAAACUGGCGAGGAAAAACAAUCACCAUUACAAGAACAGGAUUUGCCACAACAACCACCACCACCAACAACAACAACACAAGAAGAGCUUCCACCAACAUCACCAACCGAAGAACUUUCCCCUACCACCGAUGAAUAUCAAGAAGGUCUCGAAUUCGGUGAUGAUGGUAAAAACGAUUUUGAUAUUGCCGAUUCGGAAUCCACCGUGGGUUAUAUACCACCAGCACCCACCCCAGCUCCCUCAAUGGCACCUCUGGCGGAAAUGGACACCGAUACCGUUGACGAGGAAUUUAGCGAAGAAUUGAAACCCAAAGAGACAGCCACCGCAACCACCACCCCCGUGGCAGAGAAACCACCCAAACUUCCACAUACCAAUGUUGUGAAAACUACAGCCGAAGAGGCUCGGAAGAAGCGCAAGAAACGUCAUCUGGAUGCUAAGAAAUCCAUUUCGG
Musca vetustissima is the source of this 3235-nucleotide messenger RNA. RefSeq lists its product as uncharacterized. The annotation marks the transcript as partial. The transcript has 7 exons. Lineage: Eukaryota; Metazoa; Arthropoda; Insecta; Diptera; Muscidae. Gene Ontology annotation, biological process: G protein-coupled receptor signaling pathway; regulation of G protein-coupled receptor signaling pathway; intracellular signal transduction. The record is from RefSeq and is a predicted model, not a curated record.